UUCCCUGUUAAAUAUAUCAGUCAUUGGGACACAAAUAGUUUCCAAUAGUUUCCAAUAGUACAUACAGUCAGACAUAUAACAUUAUCGUACACAUUCUACAUGAACAUCAGAACUAUCACAUAAGCAGGCAGAAUACUGAAUAAUAGGCUACAAUGUAGCAACUUAAUAUUGUAUACUGUAAAAAAACACAACAUAAUGUCAAAAUAGCAUCAGUGUCCAUCUACGAAUAGCCUAUUACAAUAAUUUUAUACAUUUUAUACGAUAUCAUAAUUUUUUUAAUAAGUUUCCAUUACAUUUUUUACAAGAUUUUAGAGUUUUAACUAGCUAAUUAAAUUUGAAGUGGUCUAAAAAGAACAAUAAAUUAAAUAUGAAUUUAUUGCGCUAAAAGUGUGGCCACUUAUGCAUCUUACGAAAUUAAAAGUCCCACCUCAUUUUUACAGUUUUAAAAUUAUGUUCAGUUAAUUUGUUAGCUUGUGCAGCAUGUUCUUCUUUAAAUUGCACAGAUACUCUUUUGCAUUGCGUAACUUUGCACUAUCGAGCGCAAAGUAAGAGGCGGUGCUUUACAUUCACAAGCACGAGCAGAGAGAGACCCACCAGAGACUCGACCAAAACCACCUCAGCAUGUUCCACGGGAAUGCGCACAGUUCAGUCAUGGGCAAACUUCACUUAUCUGAAGGAAUACCGAGAAAACCCGACCUUACCGCAAUGACUGUUGGGAGAAAGUCAUUCUUGGAGUUGAUUUUUGAUGUAUAAGCCGGUCGUGGCCCUCACUUGUGUACACUGAUGCCAGAGAGCCGCGUGCAGGAUGAAGGUGUGUAACCGUGGAAUGCAGAUGCUCCUCACCACGGCGGGGGCUUUCGCGGCCUUCAGUCUGAUGACCAUCGCGGUGGGCACCGACUACUGGCUGUACUCGCGCGGCGUCUGCAGAACCAAAAGCGUGAAUGACAAUGACACGAACCGAAAGAAUGAAGAGGUGCUCACGCACUCUGGGCUCUGGAGACAGUGCUGCAUGGAAGGCGUAUUUAAGGGAGUUUGUAAGAACAUUGAUCAUUUCCCAGAGGACACAGAUUAUGAGCAAGAUGCUGCGGAAUAUCUACUGCGUGCUGUGCGCGCCUCCAGUCUUUUCCCUAUAAUGAGUGUGGGACUGCUGUUCAUUGGUGGAGUGUGUGUAGCCGCCAGCGAGUUCUACAAGAGCCGACACAACGUCAUUCUGUGCGCAGGCAUCUUUUUUGUCUCAGCUGGUCUCAGCAACAUCAUUGGCAUUAUCGUGUACAUCUCGUCCAACGCUGGCGACCCCAACCAGAGCGAGUCCAAGCGCAGUCACUGGUACGGCUGGAGCUUCUACUGCGGCGCUCUUUCCUUCAUCAUAGCAGAGACUGUGGGGGUCCUGACCGUGCAUCUGUUCAUCGACACGCACCGUGUGUUGAGAGCGCGUUCGCAUCGCACAUUCCAAACCAGCACGCAUUCCCUGCAGCAUCGCCGCUCGACCAGCUACCGUUCCCGCUACCGCUGGAGGCAGGGUCAAAACCGCUCGUCUGACUCCCGAUCUCGCGAACCCUCCCCUGCCCGUCGCGGGAACGACCUCGGGCUGUACGCUCUGGGACGCGGGAUUCCACCCACAGCUACCCACACGCUCGCGCGCAACUCCCUCAACACUAGCCAUGGUUUUGCACAUUUUCAUAACUCUGUCAUUGUUAAUAACAGCUUUGCAAAUCCUCACGUUGUCACCGUGCAGAACUCUGUGAAAUCAGAAAGAGGGCUCCCGCACAUACAGAACUCGUUGAGCACUGAGAAAGGGUUUGCACAUGGACAAAAUUCAGUCAAGCCGGAAAAUGGAGUCAUGCUGUCGCAGAACUAUAAGCUCAACUCAGUAAAUCCCAGUAAAAGCACAGCGCACAUGCAAAAUUCUGGGGAUGACAUUGCACACAUGCAAAAUGCUGUAAAAGAGCCCUCAUAUGUGUCUCAAAGUGGGACAAAAACAACUCCAGUGUGAAAAGAAAUGGUUUAACUCUGCUGCUACUUGAAAAGCUAUAUAUGAAAGGUCUGAGUGAAGAUUAGCUUACCUUUACUGAAUAUGUGCAUAUUAUUUUCUUUUAACUUUAUGUACUAAAUUAUGAAAGCUUGUUUGCACCACGAAAUAAAAAAGGUAAUUGUAACUUUAUAUCUCACAAUUCUGACUUGUGAGUUUAUAUCUCGGAGUUCCGACUUUAUAAGACACAAUUCCAAGUUUAUAUCAUGCAAUUCUGACUUUAUAACUUGCAAUUGUGUUUAUAUCUCGCAAUUCUGAGGAAAAAAAAGUCCGAAUUGUGAAAUAAAAAGUCGCAUUUACCUUUUUUAUUUGUUUAUUUAGUCGCAGAAACAAGCUUCCAAACUAAAUGGAGUGGAUUGACAAAAAAAUGGUGCUGUUUAUUGUCCCUCUGCUGUCUUUAUGCAGAAGCGAACAUGCUACUUUGUCCUUGGGAUGUUUUUCGGAUGCAAUACUCAUAAUGGCCACAUGAGCAGCCAAGUGCAACUGUCAUGUCAAAAAUAGACACUCUCAGUACUGGUUCAUCCUUCAUUUCUAGAUCCUUAUGAAUCAUAAAAUCAAUCCAGUGUAAAAAACACAAUGCAUGAUUCUCAAGUCAGUGCUCACACAUCUGCAAAUUCCAGCCAGUGAUUUAACAGACAAUUUUAUACAAAUUAAUGACAACUCAAUUGAUAGGACAGAUGGCUUCGGGCAAUGAGGGUUAAGUGGAUUGAUUUUAGACUCGGUGACGACAGAACAGAAUGGUGACAUUAGUGUCUGGGUCACACAUGACUAUGACUGAACCUUGAACCCUUGUUUUAGCAUAUUAGCCAAUCAGCAUCUCACUGCCUCAUUCAUUUGUUGUCACCCUUUGGAAGGCAGAGCGGGAGUGUUACAAAAUAUUCUCAAAAACAAAUUUUAGUUUUUUAUUUUAGUCUUUUGAUAUGAAAAACUAUGUGUUAUAUCUUUCAGAAUAAGUACCUCAUUUUAUUUAAAUUAGCACUUACAAAAAUUUUAUGUACACUACUGCUCAAAAGUUUAGGGUUGGUAGGAUUUUUAAUGUUUUUAAAGGAUUGUCUUCUGCUCACCAAGGCUGCAUUUGUUUGAUCAAAAUAAAUGCAGUAAAAACUGUAAUAUUUUUAA
Megalobrama amblycephala (Wuchang bream) is the source of this 3148-nucleotide messenger RNA. It is a transcript of the gene cacng3a, whose product is annotated as calcium channel, voltage-dependent, gamma subunit 3a. The record is from RefSeq and is a predicted model, not a curated record. Gene Ontology annotation, biological process: transmission of nerve impulse; postsynaptic neurotransmitter receptor diffusion trapping; regulation of AMPA receptor activity. Bases 806 to 1993 code for a protein of 395 amino acids. Gene Ontology annotation, molecular function: voltage-gated calcium channel activity; channel regulator activity. Gene Ontology annotation, cellular component: postsynaptic density membrane; AMPA glutamate receptor complex. NCBI's taxonomy places the organism in Eukaryota, Metazoa, Chordata, Actinopteri, Cypriniformes, Xenocyprididae. The transcript is spliced from 5 exons.